AUGUCCACCCCUCAGCAGGUAGCCGCAUAUGGCACAUGGGAAAGCCCCAUCCAGCCCGAGGACUUUGCAGCAGCAGGAUCAGUGGUCCUUGAUCAAAUCUACGUCAACCGCGAGAAUGGCAAGAUCUACAUCAACGAGAUCCGUCCCGAUGAGAAUGGCCGGGGCGUGAUAGUUGAAUACCACAAUGGAGAAUCCCGAGAGGUCCUUCCCAAGCAGUUCAAUGCUCUCUCGCAGGUCCACGAAUACGGAGGAGCGUCUUUCGUCGUCGACCAACUCACCGGUCACCUCGUCUUUACAGAUUGGGACACCAAAGGCGUCUUCAAGCUGGAUCCCCAGAGUGGAUCUGUCGUGCCAAUCGUCCACGCGGAUCCCAAAAUCUACUAUGCAGACUUCGACAUCCACCCGGUGGCCAACCACUACAUCGUGGCCAUCAAGGAAGAUCACCACCCGGCGACCAUCUCCGAGAUUGAAAACACGUUGGUUGUGAUUGACUCGUCGACAAAGGAGCUCCAAGUCCUGGCCCGAGGUGCCGAUUUCUACAGCUUCCCACGCUUCAGCCCGGAUGGUACAAAGCUUGCCUGGAUCCAGUGGAAUCAUCCAAACAUGCCAUGGGAUAGCACUCAGCUGUGGGUUGCAGAAUUUGACUCGGGCAGUCUCCGUAGUUCUAAACCGGUUGCUGGAUUCCAUGCGAACGCGAGUAUAACCCAGCCGACUUGGAGCCCAGACGACAAGCUUUACUUUGUCUCGGACGAAAGCGAUUACUGGCAGCUCUACCGCUGCCAAAAUGAGAUUGUGCAAAGGGUACACCUCGAUGGGCUGGACACCGCAGAAUUUGGCUUCCCGGACUGGUUCCUUGGAGGAUCCUCGUAUGCUUUCCUGAGUCCCGUGAAGCUAGUCGCCUGCUACAACAAAGACAACCGAUGGGCAAUCAUUCAAGUUGACACAGACACACUCAAGUGGCGGGAUUUGGGCUCCCCCAUUGUUCAAAUUGGCAUCAACGCAUUAAAAGCUGUAAACGACACAACAUUUGCCGUCAUUGGGUCAACACCUUGUCUACCUGAUGUGGCUACCCUCGUUGAUAUUAAGCAGCCUGGGCUCGGUACAAUCUUGCGAAAGUCGAGCAGUUCUUCUCUGCCAGACGAUUAUAUCUCGUCCCCACAGAAUGUCACAUUUCCCAGAGUUCAUGGUCCGGGAGGCGGAAAUGCCUUUGGCCUGUUCCUUCCACCACGCAACCCGCGAUAUCGAGGACCUGAAGGCACUCUGCCUCCCUUGAUCGUCGCAAUGCAUGGUGGGCCCACCUUUCAAACGGGCUCCGGCUUUUACCUCCGUGAUCACGCUCUCACCACUCGCGGAUAUGCAAUUUUACAGGUCAACUACGUCGGGAGUACCGGCUAUGGUCGACCUUAUCGUGGAUUGUUGGCAGCACAAUGGGGGGUGAGCGAUCUUGCUGAUGCGGUUUCGGGAGUUGAAUAUUUAUCCAAGCAAGGCAUGAUCGACAAGACCCGCGUUGGAUUAACCGGUCAUUCGGCAGGUGGAUAUGCGACCAUGCAAGGUUUAGCAAUCAAUCCAUCCGUGUGGACGUGUGGAGUCGCCGAGAGCGGUAUCUCAGAUAUGGCCCUGUUGCUGAAGGAGACACACAAGUUUGAGUCCCAAUACCUGGGACCAUUAUGUUUUUCUCCAGGUCUGACCGAACAAGAGCAGGAUGCCAUCCUGAAAGAGCGCAGUCCUCUCACACAUGCAUCAAACAUCACGUCUCCGAUUCUCAUUCUGAGUGGGGCGGAUGAUGCCAUAGUGCCCCCAAAUCAGGCAUAUCUGCUUGCCAAGUUGAUAGGGGCCGCCGGAACUGAUGUCAAUAUCAAGGUCUAUGAUGGCGAAGGCCACAUUUUUGUCCAGGGAAGUACAUUGAGCGACAUUGAAGCCCGCCGAUAUGCUUGGUUUCGAAAAUAUUUGGCCCAAGCUGGAUAA
Messenger RNA from Exophiala bonariae, 1965 nucleotides. RefSeq lists its product as uncharacterized. The transcript has a single exon. The coding region runs from base 1 to 1965 and encodes 654 amino acids. The record is from RefSeq and is a predicted model, not a curated record. Gene Ontology annotation, molecular function: serine-type peptidase activity. Gene Ontology annotation, biological process: proteolysis. NCBI's taxonomy places the organism in Eukaryota, Fungi, Ascomycota, Eurotiomycetes, Chaetothyriales, Herpotrichiellaceae.